UCUUCCUGGAUCCGUAGUGGGCGGAGUGGCCCUCUACGUGAGACUCGGUUUUCUCGGUAGGAGUCAUGGCCACGCGUCGAGCUCUGCACUUCGUAUUCAAAGUGGGGAACCGCUUCCAGACGGUGCAUUUCUUCCGAGAUGUCCUGGGGAUGCAGGUUCUACGCCAUGAGGAGUUUGAAGAAGGCUGCAAAGCUGCAUGUAACGGGCCUUAUGAUGGGAAAUGGAGUAAAACGAUGGUGGGAUUUGGGCCUGAGGACAAUCAUUUUGUUGCAGAAUUGACAUACAAUUAUGGAAUCGGAAACUACAAGCUUGGCAAUGACUUCAUGGGAGUCACACUUGCUUCCAGCCAGGCUGUCAGCAACGCCAGGAAGCUGGGGUGGCCACUCAGUAAAGUUGCAGAUGGAGUUUUUGAGACGGAGGCCCCAGGAGGAUAUAAGUUCUACUUACAGGAUGCAAGUCCACCGCAGUCAGAUCCUGUGUUAAAAGUCACUCUAGCAGUGUCUGAUCUCCAGAAGUCCUUGAACUACUGGUCUAAUCUCCUGGGAAUGAAAAUUUAUGAGCAAGAUGAGGAGAAGCAAAGGGCUUUGUUGGGUUACGCUGAUAACCAGUGUAAGCUGGAGCUGCAGGGCAUCAAGGGUGCAGUUGACCAUGCAGCAGCCUUUGGAAGAAUUGCCUUUUCUUGUCCUCAGAAAGAGUUGCCAGACUUAGAAGACUUGAUGAAAAGGGAGAGCCAAUCGAUCCUGACUCCGCUGGUGAGUCUGGAUACCCCAGGGAAAGCGACAGUGCAAGUGGUCAUCCUGGCUGACCCUGAUGGACAUGAAAUUUGCUUUGUUGGGGAUGAAGCUUUUCGAGAACUUUCUAAGAUGGAUCCAAAAGGAAGCGAAUUAUUGGAUGAUGCAAUGGCCGCAGACAAAAGUGAUGAGUGGUUCGCUACAAGAAAUAAACCCAAGGCGUCGGGGUAGUGGAAGACACCUGAGCAGCACUCACAAGUCCGUCUAGCGUUUAUCUGUUACUGGAAAUGCUCCCACCACUUGCUUGUGUCCUGCAUAGACAAGGAGGCCUGUGUGUAGUUUCACUCUUCAAAGCUUUAUGUUUUAGAAAGUAUUUUUAUCACCCUCGGUAGAGGUGAAUUCCUACUGUAAUUGUAUUAAAUCUGGUAGCAAAUUAUUGUCCAGACUGAGACAGCCAUUACUCUUGU
Molecule: messenger RNA, 1198 nt
Organism: Acomys russatus (golden spiny mouse)
Lineage: Eukaryota; Metazoa; Chordata; Mammalia; Rodentia; Muridae
Gene: Glod4
Product: glyoxalase domain containing 4
Exons: 9
Coding region: 66-962 (298 amino acids)
Source: RefSeq, a predicted model, not a curated record